CAACCUACUACCAGGAAGCAGAGAAGCAAAGAAAAGAGUCGCUCAGUGAACUUCUCUCAACACACGAUGAGCGACUUUGAUCUGUCUCAAGCGUUAAAGAGAUGAGACACGAUGCUUCAACAUGACGAAACCGUCGUCACGGCGACACAGAACUGGUCCACGAGCGUGGGGAGGACGUUUCAGCGUUUCAACAGCGAAGAAGUCGUCACUCUGUGCGACUUCUCCCAGAAGGACGUGGUCCUGGCUGCAGGAGACCUGAAGCUGAAGGCCGUCAUCCUGAAGGGAGGAAGCUGUGAGCGCAGAGUGACCUUCCAACUGGCGAGGUACCUGAACUCCGGCGUCUCCCGUGGCGACGGCCUGGUGGUGGUGCUGUCCGUCACCGGCAGCCGGCACAUCUCCUGCUGCAUGCAGGGGGGGCGGGCGCUGCUGGAGCUGGAGGAAUGCAGCAAACAAAAGCUGCAGAACAUCAGCGACCACGAGGACAUGGACCGCUUCCUGUUCUUCAAGAGGACCGUGGGCUUCUCCCUGAACACCUUCGAGUCCCUGAAGCACCCCGGAUGGUUCAUCAGCACCUCGGACCAGGACCAGGACGAGUCCAUGGAGAUGUGCAGGGUGGACGACGCACGCCGCCUCAUCUCCUUCAAGAUGAUCUAAAAACACACUUUAGUGCAGCUUGAAGGUUUCCAUUAUGAUGCUGAGCUGUUCCCUGCCUCGCCACCAGAUGGCGCCGUUGUCUGUUAAUGAUGGAGCAAGAAUCCAUUAAAAAUGUGUUGUUGUUUUUUUUUACUCACUGAUGUUUUCUCCUUUGAAAGAGAAAGUUGUAACAGGAUAUUCCUCAAAAGUUUUUCGGUUAUUAUUCUGAAUAAAGUUGUAUUUUUAGAACCAGGUUGAAAGUGUACUAUACGUAUAAUUAACACAAAUUUUAUUAUUUUAUUGUUAUUUAUUUUAGGUGUGUUUAUGUAAGUAUUUUGUGUUUCCACGAAGAAUAAGAAUGGCAUGUUAAUCCUUGUUUUUACAAAUUAUAGUUGUAACAAAUUCUCACACCGAUGCAAAUUAUG
Cyclopterus lumpus (lumpfish) is the source of this 1058-nucleotide messenger RNA. Its product is annotated as interleukin-1 beta-like. The transcript has 5 exons. The record is from RefSeq and is a predicted model, not a curated record. Gene Ontology annotation, molecular function: cytokine activity. The coding region runs from base 112 to 654 and encodes 180 amino acids. NCBI's taxonomy places the organism in Eukaryota, Metazoa, Chordata, Actinopteri, Perciformes, Cyclopteridae. Gene Ontology annotation, biological process: cellular response to lipopolysaccharide; positive regulation of gene expression; immune response.